AUGGCACAGAUAAAACAGACUGUACAGUCCUGUGGGGCAUUGGUUCCCAUUGAUUAUGCAUCAUUGCGCAUCGUUAUCCUCGCGGUCAACUCAUCAAACAUUGCUGUCAGUUUUGUCCUUUUCCAACUUGGCGAAGAUGGGAAGCGAUGCCCAAACCGAUUCGGAUCCAUCACUUGGAACGAGCGCAAGUCGCGAUACUCACAAGCGAAGGUCAAAUUGUAUGGUCUCUUUCGCGCUCUCCGCGCGGUUCAGAUCUACGUCAUUGGGGUCGCAAACCUGGUCAUAGAAGUCGACGCGAAAUACAUCAAAGGAAUGCUAAAUAACCCCGACAUCCAACCCAAUGCUACAAUCAAUUGUUGGAUUGCUGGUAUUCUACUAUUUGACUUCUGCCUCGUACACGUACCAGGUUCACGCCACACUGGGGCUAACAGUUUAUCAUGUCGCCCCUGUGCAAAUGAAGACCCCGAGGAGGAUGAUGACUUCGAGCAAUAG
Sparassis crispa is the source of this 492-nucleotide messenger RNA. RefSeq lists its product as hypothetical. The record is from RefSeq and is a predicted model, not a curated record. Bases 1 to 492 code for a protein of 163 amino acids. NCBI's taxonomy places the organism in Eukaryota, Fungi, Basidiomycota, Agaricomycetes, Polyporales, Sparassidaceae. The transcript has a single exon.